AUGUUUCGAAGUGCGAACGUACAGCUUCAGUGGACGAUAUGCUCUUCCUCUGACAACAUCACAAUACACUGCAUGCCCGGGAUCAGUCUUCCUUCGCCUUCCGUCUGCGCUCGCUGCCUGCGCGUUCGGCUUCCGACCGUCCACUCACGCAUUCCCUCGACUUCCCGAUAUGCUUCUGACACUACGACGCCACCCAAGCCGAGUGGCAAGAAUGGCGAGGAUGGACCGCCGGAGGAUAAGCCGCAGGGUGCAAUGUCCAGAAAGCUGCAAGAGAUGACAGAGGAGAGCAUCCAGACGGGCAGAAGAAGCGCUCGCAGAGCAGUGGAAGAGGGAGGCUACCAUUUCAGCGAGUCCCUCAAGGAGGAGCUGGAGGCAAAGAUUGCCAGUGCGAACUUUCGGAAUGAAAACGCCAGUGCUCUCGCGGAGGCAGAUCUUCCUGCCAGUACUGCAAAACACAUCCGAGAGACCGCGGCGGCACGGCCGUGGACUGGGACGGAGACAGUUGAGGAUGCUUCCUUGCGAAUGCUGAACGACUCCUACAAGCCAUUGCGUGGCGCUGCAAAGGGCUCCGCCUCCCGCAGUCCGCCGAAAAAGGUGGAUACGGGACGUCCGAAACAGAAGCCUGGUGCCGGCGCCCGACUCGCGAAUGCUCGCGAUCGAUCGUCGUUGUAUUCGUACGCCAACGAGCAGGAACAGAGUCGCUUGACAGAUGAGGAGCGAGAGAGCUUUCGCAGAGAAAUGAAAGCAAGAUUCUCGCCAGGGGCUCGUCAGGUAGCCAUCUCAAUUUCGGGUAUACAAUCGCUGGCAGAGGAAAGAAUUCAGGAUGCAAUCGGAAGGGGACAAUUCAAAAAUUUACCAAGAGGCCGCCCCCUAGAAAGAGAUCAUCUUGCGAACAGUCCGUUCAUCAACACAACAGAGUAUUUCCUCAACAAGAUGAUCAAGAAGCAGGACAUCGUGCCACCGUGGAUUGAGAAGCAGCAAGAAGUGAUGAGCACAGCGAACAUAUUCAGAAAGCGUUUACGCAACGACUGGAAACGACAUGUCUCUCGCAUCAUCGCGAGUCGAGGUGGCAGUCUAGAAAGUCAGAUGAAGCUCGCCGAGGAGUAUGCUCUGGCAGAGUCAAUCGAGAAUCCCUCAAAGAAGCAGGUCGAGACUGUCAAUACUGUCGAUGCGAAAGGUCACAUGUCAGAGAUCACCAUCUCCGGCGAACUCAAAGGCAGGACGCCUGAAGACCCGGACGAUCCAGCCGUUCUGGAGGAGCAGAUCAAAGUCAUGGAACAGACCUUCAACGACGACGGCACGCUCAAGGCAACAAAUCGAGAAGUGAUCGUCGACACCGAACAACCUCUCCUCAUCCAAGCAUCACCUCCUUCGGCCCCUCGAAAGCCAACGGUGUCCGCAUUCCGUGACCCGCAAUGGAUGGCCACCGAACGCUCUUACCAUGAACUCGCCAUCAAAUCCCUCAAUGAGGUCCUCAGAUCGUACAACCUUAUGGCUCCCGACUCCGCCAAGAAACCCUACUUUGAUCUCGACCGCGAGCUGCGAGCGUGUUUCGCGGACGUGGCGCCUUCUGUUGCGGCGGCUAUUCGCGAAAAGGCGCUGGCGCCAAAGAUCCGAGGCGUGGAGGUCAUCGGACAUACUCCUGGCAGUGUGCUGAACAAGUUCUCAAUGGACAAGGCCAGUCAUGUCUAUGAUGAGAGGAAACCGCAAUAUGGUUGGAAGGAGUUCUGGCGGGAUCUCUUUGCGCCGAAGCAUAUGAGACCUGCGGGAUAUAGCACGCAAACCAGCACGGUCCUCAUCGCUCCGCAUUCUCGAUACAUCUACUGGCUCAGCGGCAUGAGCUUCAAAAUGAACCACUAA
Molecule: messenger RNA, 1860 nt
Organism: Zymoseptoria tritici IPO323
Lineage: Eukaryota; Fungi; Ascomycota; Dothideomycetes; Mycosphaerellales; Mycosphaerellaceae
Exons: 5
Coding region: 1-1860 (619 amino acids)
Source: RefSeq, a predicted model, not a curated record